Stylonychia lemnae is the source of this 1971-nucleotide messenger RNA. The record is from the annotation of a GenBank genome assembly. NCBI's taxonomy places the organism in Eukaryota, Ciliophora, Spirotrichea, Sporadotrichida, Oxytrichidae.
AUGAACACAACUUACUAUAGAAAGAGAGAUGAAAAUGUCCUUGGAGGCACAUUUGACUCAUAAUCUCAGAAAUAAACUUUGUCUUAAUUCCAGGCUUCUUAAUUCUAUCAAGUGCCUAAUAAUGGAACUAAUAGUAGUGGCUUGAAUCCAAGGUUAAGUUCAGCUGGUAAUGGAGCAAAUGGCGGGGGAUAGGCUACCUCAUAAAUGGAUACUAGUCAGAACAAUUAAAGUGGCUGCAUUAGCAACUAGGACUCAAUGACCUUCCCUAUUGUUAAAUAAGAAAUAGAUCUCUUGGAAAUUUGUAACAACUUGAAUGAAGGAUUGCUAAAAAAUGAUGACCAAAGCAGAAGACCUAAUUAUAAGUCUCACUAAAAUUCAUUCAAUAAUAUUGCUUAAACUUAAAAUCAAGGAGAAAAUUCAAAGCGCAAAAUUGCUGGAAUGGGCAAUUUCAAUUUAGUUAAGAAGGAAGUUAAACCUCUUUAAUAGCAGUCAUGGGAUAAAAUCUCUCACGAUACAAACUAAGUUGACUUAAAACUAUUGCAGCCAAAAGUUAAUAGAAAAUAUCAACUUUCCCCAGUAAAGAUGUCCUAAGACAGAGGUUUUGGGAUUGCUGGAUAUAUGGGUAUUAGAAAAGAUAGAAAUUAAGAGAGGGCUUCUAACCCAAAGCAUGAAUUGGCAAAUAUAAAAUAAGAGGAGUUCAAUUCAAAUGAGAGUAAUAAAAUAAUUUAAGUUUAAUCUUAGGUCUACUCUGAUGAUCAUAAAGGGGGAAUGUCCUUAAGAAAUUAGAGUAAUACUCAAUUUAACCCUAAUGCUAAUAAGUAAAACAAAAAGAACUAGAAAGCAAUUGGCCUCUAGUUUGCAAAUUUAGCUUGCAAUUUGGGCUCCAAUGAUUUCUUUAAUACUAGUAGUAGUGAAUUUAUGGAUAGUAAUCUUAAUAACACUAUGAUUGAUAAUAACAUGAUUGAAGACGAUAUUGACAUGAAAGAGAAUGAAGAGAACAAGAAUAUUAACUACUCAGCAGAUAAAGUGAACUAAAAAAAAUAAUAUAAUAAAUAGGAGAAAACUAUCAAUUUAAGGAACAACAAGAAAAGAAAAGGCUUUGAAAUUUCAAAUCAAACUGCUGCUAAUAACGGAGAGAAUAGUGAACUUGAGGAAGGAUUAUCACAAUAACAAAUAAUGAUUUCAAAGGGUGCAUUAAAAAAAAGAAAACUAAAUAAUGAAUUUGAUGCCCCUUAAUCCAGAGGAAUAUCAUCAGUCUCCAGUAGUUUUAUUGUAGAUAAGAGAAAAUUGCUUCAAACUUAGGAACUUGGAUAUCUAUCUGUAAAUAAUAAUCCAACGCAAAAUAAAAAAUCUGGAAGUGGUUUUAAUAAGCCUCAGGCAAAGGGAGGAAAUAGUAUAUUUAUAAAUAAUAAUAGUUAAUUAAGUGAGUUCACUCUCAACUCUAGAAAAUAUAAAUGCCAAUAAGCUUAUCAAGAAUUUUUCUAAUAGCAAUAAACUUCGUCUGAGUACCUCAUCAUUAAAAUCAAGUUUAAAACAAGGAAGCAUGGCAUAUCUUGGUUGAUAGGGGCUAUCUCUGACUUCAAGAUUAAAGAUGUUUCUAUUAGUAGUACUCUGAGCAAAUCUAGUAAAUUGGUUAGAGUUAUGCUUCCUGUUACAGAAUUCAAUGCAUUCGAUAAUUCUAAUAAAAUAAGAACUCUUAAUAAAGAUAGACAUUCUAGCAUCUCAAGUUGUAGCCUGAACAAUAACAGUUUUGUCUUAGAUGGUCUUGUUAUUAUUGAGAAUCCUAAGGUUUUGUCUUUUUAAUUAGAUGAUAAACAAGAAGGAUUAAGCAUAAGAGAUGAGUGCUAUACGACUGUCUUUGGAUCAAGAGUCAUUCCCUAUGAGCAAUAACAUAAUACUUCUAACUAGAAUGACAUUAGAAAUAUUAUGAGCGAACUUAGAAACUCAUAAGUUAGCAGUAUGACAGUCUGA